AUGGGACCAGGUGAUAGUCCAUUUCAAGGUGGUGUAUUUUUUCUUUCGAUACAUUUCCCGGCCGAUUAUCCAUUUAAACCACCCAAAAUCACAUUUACAACAAAAAUUUUUCAUCCAAAUAUAAAUUCAAAUGGAGCUAUUUGUCUUGAUAUUCUUCGUUCACAAUGGUCACCAGCGUUAACUAUUUCUAAAGUUUUACUUUCGAUUUGUUCAUUACUUUGCGAUCCAAAUCCUGAUGAUCCAUUAGUACCUGAUAUCGCUCGUACAUACAAAACGGAUAAAGAAAAAUAUAAUGCGACGGCGCGGCAGUGGACUCAAAAAUAUGCCAUGUAG
This is a messenger RNA of Adineta steineri, 333 nucleotides long. NCBI's taxonomy places the organism in Eukaryota, Metazoa, Rotifera, Eurotatoria, Adinetida, Adinetidae. The record is from the annotation of a GenBank genome assembly.